GCAACACCAUUUACAAAGCCUCUCGACAAGAUAUUUUAUAAAAGCAACACUAAACAUAAUGUCAAUGUCAAACUAUGUUAUUGUCAACUUCGUUUAUUUUUGUUCUCUCGAAGAAUAAAUUGCGGCUAAGUUGAAAUCACGCCGUUAUUUAAAUUACGCCGCUGUAUGUGUUACACCACUGUCGAAAUUGUUCAAGGUCAAUUCAUAAUAAAGCACAUGCCUAACACUAGGAAAAAAGUAAUCAAAACAGUGUAUAAAGAUGAGGACAGUGAAGUAGAAGACGGUGAUUUCAGUGAUUCUGGUUCAGAUGCGAAAUUUUCUCCUGAAGAUGAAUCAAGCUCGGAGGAAGAAGCACUCGGCGUACCUUCAUCUGGAGAAGAGUUUGAUAAUGAUUCCAGCGCUAAACAAAGAAAAGAAAGAAAACCUAAAGUGAAGCAGUUAACUAGGAAACCAAAAUUUGCGCAAACAAUAAUCCAAAAAAUAAAACAAACAUUGGCCGAAGAUGAACAUGAAGACGAUAUACUUCCAACUUCGCAGUUCUCAGUCAAAGACCUAACAGAAGCUGACAAAAUAUUGCCAAAAUUUAAUUUUUCAGAGCUUAAUUUGUCGGAAAGUGAUAGCAGUGAUGAUGAAUCUCAAAAAAUCUCAAAAAAACAACCAAUUACCUCAGUUUCUUUCAAAGAAUCAGAACAAGUUUCAACCAGUGAUAAUGAAACUGCUAUGGAAUACAAAGACGUGUGGUCAAAUAACAUACAAGAUAACAGUGAAGAAAUUGCCAAAAAGGCAUUUUUGGAACUUGAACAGCAUAAAACUAAAAUUGAAGAAACCAAGGCAUCACUUCUGAGCUAUGCACAAAAGCUUAGUGAGUCUCAGAAAGAAACUGAUGUCAAAGACCUAUUAGCUCUCGGUGAGGAGGCUAUAAGCAAGGAGCCUACAACAAGUAAUGUUAAGAAAAAACCUAUAUCUAAGAAAAAGAAAGAAGACAGUGAUUCUGAACUAGAGGAUUGGGAAGAAGUUAAAGAAUCAAGAGGGAUAUCACCACAGGGGUUGCAACUGUUUGUUGAAUUCCCUGAUGCAGGAUGCAGAAAGAGUAAGAAAGUUGAUGUUGAAAUGAUGAUGAAGAGGAAAAUCAACAGGGUUAAAAAAGAAUAUCAAGUAUACAUGCAUAAAGUACAUGUGUUGUGUUGGUUAGGACAUGGCAAUUUCGUAAGUCGUGUUUUAAAUGAUCAAGAACUUAUGGCAGCUGUUUUAACUUUAGUUCCAUCCAAAGAAUGCUAUCCUGGAGAGAGAGUUGACAUGAAAUAUGUUGAACAAAUUACAUCUUGGUACAAAGACAAACUUAAACUGAAGCAAGACAAACAUGAAGAUAAGUUCAAACCAAAAGCCCCACCUCUUAAAGCACUUUUGUUGGAUCAGAUUAAAAACAAAACAGCAAGUACUUCUAAAGCUAAGGCAGGCACCUCCGAAACUAAAGCAGGUACUUCUAAAACUAAGCCCCCAAACAUCAAAAAAGAUGAAAAACGAGAUCAAAAACCUAGUUCUUCCCAUUCUAAACCAAAAAAGAAAAAGGUUGCUCAAGUAGAUGGUUGUGAUGAUAGAUUUACUGAUAGUGAAGAUGAGAAUAUAAUGCAAGUUGAUGGAAAUGAUGAUGGUGAUCGUAAAACGAGAUCUGGUAAAAGAACAAAAGCAAGUGAAACUACUACAGAAAAAUCAGAAAACGAAGAAAUAUCGCCUCCUAAAAUACCAAAGAAAGGUUCAAGCAGCACAUCACCACUCCAACCAAACUUAAAACAAGAUGAAAGUAAAGUAACUCAUGGAAAAAAGGAAGCACAGGAAGGAAAUAAAUCACAAAAAACAUCCAAAGGUGUUAAAGUACCAAGACAAUCCUUACCUCGUGGAGAAAGGUUACGGAAGAAGGUGGAAGUCAAAUAUCUCCAACAAAAAGUUAGUAAAGACAAAGAUAAAGAAUUAAAUACUUCUCCUAAUCCUAGAACAAGAACACAAAGAGGUAAACUGAAUACUGAUAACAUUACUGAUGUCCCGAAAAUAUCUGUAACAGACGAGAAUGCAAAAGAAGUGGCAAGUAAAUAUUUUGAAGACACAAAACCUAAAACCAGCAGGCUAUCAAGAAAACGUUCACAAACUGCUAACCCUAAGAUAUUACUGACUACAAGUGUAGAGGAAAAUAAGGGAAAAGUUUCGAAACCAAGUGCUAGAACACAGAGCGCUCCUGGCGCUUCUAUAGAAAAAAGCAAAUAUUUUGAAAGCCCAACUAAAAAAAGCCCUCUUAAAAGAACUGCAAGACAAAUUAAAAAAGAAAUUAAAGCUGAAGACAGUCAACGAGUGAGCCACAGAGAUCUUGCGAAAAGUAAUAAAGGAAAGGGUGAUGUCACUGCAGACCUGGUGAACAUUAUAAAGAGUAGAGUUAAAGAUGCUAAGUUACAAUCAAAGAAAGGAUUAGUGAAAGGUAAAAUUAAAAAGGAAUCUGAUGAAGAUAGUGAUUAUUUACCAGUGGAAGACCCUAAAAGGCUUGGGUCUGACAGUGAUGAUGACUUUAAAAAAACAAAAAUAAGUCCCAAAGCAAGCACCAGUCGUCAAAUAGAUCGACGAGUGUUAUCCUCUACCUCCAGCGACGAACAGAACAAGAAAAAGGGAGUGGAUGUGUGGUGUGAAAUAUUUGUAGAAGAGUUGGAACAAUGGAUUUGUGUCGAUGUCACCAAAGGAAAAGUACAUUCUGCAGGUGACAUUUAUAAUAAUGCCACUCACCCAAUAUGCUACAUUGUUGGAUGGGACAACAAUAACUACGUCAAGGAUUUGACCCGUAAAUAUGUUCCACACUGGAAUACUAUAACUCGUAAACUUCGCGCUGAAUCUAGUUGGUGGGAAACUGCAUUAAAACCUUGGCGGGGACCGAGGACUGCAAGAGAUAGGGAGGAAGAUGAAUACUUGGAUAAGAUGCAAUUAGAAGCACCUUUACCUAAAAGUGUUGCUGAAUACAAGAAUCAUCCACUGUAUGCGUUAAAGAGACAUUUACUAAAGUUCGAAGCUAUUUAUCCACCUGAUGCAGCAGUGCUAGGAUACGUCCGUGGCGAGCCAGUGUACGCGCGAGAGUGUGUGUAUGUGUGCCGCUCAAGAGACAUUUGGCUCAAGGAAGCUAAAGUGGUUAGACUAGGAGAGAAGCCCUACAAGAUCGUAAAAGCACGACCCAAGUGGGAUAAGUUGUCAUGUAAAAUAGUAGACGGUGGACUUUUGGAAGUAUUUGGGCCAUGGCAAGUGCAAGAUUAUGAACCACCAACAGCAGAGAAUGGCAUUGUACCCCGGAACGCGUAUGGCAAUGUUGAACUCUUUAAAGAAUGUAUGUUACCUAAAGGAACUGUUCUUAUCAAAUUGCCGAAUUUAUUGAGAGUUGCAAAGAAGCUGAACAUAGAUUGCGCACCAGCUAUGACCGGCUUCGAAUACAGCGGUGGCGGAUAUUCACACCCUGUAUAUGACGGUUUCGUAGUUUGCAAGGAAUUUGAGGAGAUAAUCACAGAGGCCUGGCUGAAGGAUCAAGAAGAACAAGAACGUAAGGAAAUACAAAAGAUAGAAGCACGAGUUUAUGGUAACUGGAAGCGUUUGAUCAGGGGGCUAAUGAUUCGUGAGCGUCUUAAGAUGAAAUAUGGGUUCGAAGAGCCCAGCACAUCGGAAACCACAAAAAAGUCCAAAGGACCAAGAUUGGUUGUGAAGAAAAAAUCAUGAGAAAGUACUUUACACUC
Spodoptera littoralis (African cotton leafworm) is the source of this 3755-nucleotide messenger RNA. The record is from the annotation of a GenBank genome assembly. Lineage: Eukaryota; Metazoa; Arthropoda; Insecta; Lepidoptera; Noctuidae.